Colletotrichum chrysophilum is the source of this 3141-nucleotide messenger RNA. RefSeq lists its product as uncharacterized. Bases 1 to 3141 code for a protein of 1046 amino acids. The record is from RefSeq and is a predicted model, not a curated record. Gene Ontology annotation, molecular function: protein binding. The transcript has a single exon. NCBI's taxonomy places the organism in Eukaryota, Fungi, Ascomycota, Sordariomycetes, Glomerellales, Glomerellaceae.
AUGUGGCUCAUUGACACUAACACCCUCCGUCUCGUUGGGGUCCAAGGGGAUCCACAGGAGGACUACGCGAUUCUUUCUCACACCUGGGGCGCGGACGAAGUCACCUUCUCCGCCUAUCAAGCCUUGAACGCGGCGACUCAGAAUGGAUCAUUUCCUGCGCUCGAAGACAUCGGUGGCCAAAUCGGCGUCACAAUCACAGCCGGCUACCGCAAGAUCAAAAAUUCGGCAGACUUGGCCAGGAAGCAGAAACUGAAGUACAUAUGGGUCGACACCUGCUGCAUCGACAAAACAAGCAGCGCUGAGCUCUCGGAGUCCAUCAACUCCAUGUACCGAUGGUACCAGAAGGCCAAAGUCUGCUACGCCUUUCUCGAAGACGUUAAACCAGUGAGCCUGGGCGAUCCUUUCGGCAAGAACUCGAGCUUCAGAAAGAGCCGCUGGUUUACCCGUGGUUGGACCCUACAAGAGCUGAUAGCUCCUGCGACCGUCCAAUUUUACGCCCAGGACUGGUCCUUCAUCAACGCGAAGCAAGCCGGAGACGAUGCUUUUCGUGGGCUCUUGACCCAAAUCACGGGCAUCAACGAGUCGCUGCUUGCCGGGAAGACAUUGCUCUCGGAUGUGAGUGUGGCGAACAGGAUGCAAUGGGCGGCUCUCAGACAAACAACAAGAAUCGAGGACAUGGCGUAUUGCCUUCUUGGUCUGUUCAACGUCAAUAUGCCGCUGCUCUACGGCGAGGGCAUGCGGGCCUUCACCCGCCUCCAAGAAGAGAUUCUGAAAGAAACAGACGACCAGUCAGUCUUCCUUUGGGGCAUUCCACCGGACGAGACGUUAGAGGGCGAUGCGCUCUACGGACUGCUGGCACCGUCACCUCAUGCGUUCUGUCAGCUGGACCUCGAUCGGGUCCGCCCUCUCCCGCCAUCUGAGGUACAAGAGAGCACGCCCGCGACCGUUACCAGCCAAGGACUUCGAACAAGUCUGCUCCUCUUUCCUGUUGAACCCGAGUCGGACGACUACUACGCGAUGCUUGAUUGUGUCGCCUCGAAGGCUGAUGGGGUGGCUGUUGACUGGAAUCCAGGGAUUAUGGUCAGGAGAUUAUGGGGCGAUCAAUUUGCUCGAAUCACAUCUCUCAAAGGCUCCGUCGUAUUGUUUCCCGAGGACAGCUUCGACGAAAAGAAGGGGAAAUUCGAAAACGUCUACGUCAGACAGAAUCCUUUUUACGCCCUGCCUGAGGUGACGAUCAAGUCACGAAGCCGGCGCGGCGUCAAUCUGACGCCAGGAUAUCUAGGUUUCAAGGUGUCCGAGGCAUAUCCGCCAGAUCGAUGGGACUCAAGCCUGUCAGUCAUCAGACCCAAGGAACCACAAUCAGGACGCCCAUUCGUUGUACUCCGAUUCGCUGCAGAUGACCGGAGUCCAAUUCCCACGGUUGACGUUGCCAUUGGACUCCGUCGCAUCCAAAAAAGAUGGGAACUUUGCUACGAGAAGCAUCCAUCUGGCGGCGAUCAACUCCAACGGGUAUACCAGAAACUUGUCGGAAAGGAAAUCGCCACAGACUCGUCAGCAUCGAGCUCUCGCGGACUCGGAUUUGUCAACAUCGCCGUCAAAGCGACGCAACGCAGAGGUCGGCGCUUCAUCCAGCUAGAGCUCUGCGGCGCGGUACAACUCGACUCCAAAUCCAUCCAAAACGCCACCGUCUCAAGAGAGAUAAGACGCACCCUCUCGGAUGAGAUGUCGGAAAUCACACGAACAUGCUGCGUCCCCCAGAAGGUCGCAUACAUCCUGCCAAAAGAGACCCGGAUGAUUGAGGCCGUCAGGACCAAGUCGCCGGACAUGAAGCCCUCGCCGGGGUACUACGGUUUGGGCAACAUGAUCAACGACGUCGAGGUCGACGAGAACAAGCCGUACGCCAACAUGAUCCGCGCCGUGCGUGCCAAGCGAGAGAUGAAGAUCAAGUCCCUGGUUUCCAAAGACCGCAGUCUCCUCGAGUGCGAAACGGAGGAGUUUGACCGCUUCAGACCGAUACACUGGGCAGCGGGCAUUGGCUCGCAAUCUGUGAUGAAGACGCUGAUCAAGCUUGGCGUCGACCAGACCAGUCUGACUGGAAGCGGGCUGAUGGCGAUUCACGUGGCUGUUUUGAAUGGCCAUUUCAAUCUGGUGGCCUAUCUGUUGGAAGAAGAAGCAUGCCUCCAGCCGCGAACGACGCCGGAUUGUCUGCACAGAUUUUUGACCGACAGGCAAGAAUCUGUGAUGCAUGUUCUCGUUUCGCCCGUGUCCCUCGGACUUCACAUGCAGCGGAUACAGAAGAUCAUCGAAAACAUAAAGGAGGAGAUGGGAGGAACACAUGCUUUCGCCCAUAGAAAUUGGCUGGGUGAAACUCCCCUCCAUCUGGCUGCCGCAACAGGGGAAGAGUUCCCUCUCAAGCACUUGAUGGACAUUGCAGGACACCCUGACGCCCACCAAAGAGUAGACAGAUUCGGGCGCUCAGUCCUGUUCCACGCAGCAUGCGGCGGCAACCGGAAUGUGAUCAAGUACCUCGCAGAACGUGGAGCGUCCGUCAACCUCAGCGACGAUCUCGGCCGAAGCCCCCUCCACGCCGCUGUCACGGUCAAUAACCACGACUCCGUCAGUGCUCUCCUAAACUUUCACGCAAACCCAACAAGCAUAACCCACAAGUUUGGACUCACGCCGCUGCACUUCGCCUGCCUGUAUGGACAUUCCGGGGUGAUUCGCCGGCUAUCGGGCUCAACCAUGGACCGCUGGUCAGCCGGCGGUCUGGCCUUCCAGCCUCUCCACCUGGCUGUCGCUAACGGGCACGAGAGCUGCGUCAGUCAUCUGCUCGAUGCCGGGUGCCAGACUGAUAGCUAUUGCAACAGCUAUCUGAAGCUCGUGCGGUCGAAGAAUGGCGUUCAAUGGGAAGGGAAGCUAGUCAUGUUGGAGACUCCGCUGAAACCGGCCGAUCUCGCAUUCAACCUCGGCUUCAAAAAUCUUGUUUCUAUGCUGAAGGGCAAAGAGGUCAAAACCAACGGGGUGAACGGAGAUGGGACAAGGCAUACAACUUCAUCGGUCGAAGUCAACGGAACAGGAAAGUCGAACGUGACUACGGGCCCGCUGUGGGGUCUGCUUGGCCUGGAAAUGCUCGACGAUUAG